AUGGUGGAAGAGUCGUCUGAAUUCAUUGAUCGCUUAAAAAGCAUGUUGUCCGGGGCAAAAGGCUCCGUCCGAAUAUUGUCCCCUAGCGAGACAACAGAAGUGCUGGAAAGCCAGCUUUCUAAUGUUACAGAUUUCUUGCUCCUGAAGAUUUUUCAUUUCUUGCCGAUUAAGUCGCGCCUAUCUCUGAGAUGCGUUUGUUGGAAAUGGUACCAGCUUCUUUUUGACUUCAGCAUCUGGCAAAAGAUCAACCUUGGAGAUGACCUGGAGUUGCUCUCAUCAGGAAGAUGCUUUGAAUUCUUUACUGAAUGGAUUUUCUACUUUGGGGCAAGAGUUCAAGAGGUGGAUGUUGGCGGAGUUGCGUGGGUGGAUGAUAGGAUGGUAGUUUUAAUUGCCCAAAACUGUCCGAAUCUGAAGCGUUUGGAUCUCAAGGCUUGCUUCAAAGUGACGGACGCAAGUUUAAAGGAAGUCGCCAGAUACUGCACAAACUUGGAGUGCAUAAAUCUUUAUUGUACUGCUACCACCGAGAAUGGAUUCGAGGAGCUAGUACGCAGGUGCAGAAAUAUCUCAGGAGUUUGCAUAGGUAACCAGGGCAACUGCUGUAGCAUGCUUCUGACCAUCUGUGACUUUAAACGCGGGCUCGUCCGCUUGGCCGUGCACGACACUAUCCCUACGGGCACUUGGCACGAAAAUGUCAGAGAUUCUGUGAUACAGCAAGUAUCGUGGGUUUGUUUCGAUUUGCAGUGCAUCCACCUCACUUGGUGUUUCUUUAUAACCGAUGAGUCCCUCAAGUCGAUAGCAAAUCAAUGCAAAUGUCUGAAGACUUUCCGUAUAAGGGAAUGCCAACAAGUGACAGACCAAGGGCUGAAAGAAAUCUUACUAAGCUGCUCCAUGUUGAGAACUUUAGAGAUAGAAAGACUAUACCAAGUAUCCGAUCUCACAAACCAAAGCAUGAAUCGGGCAGAGAAUCUCCCAAACUUGCAAUCGCUUAAAAUAACCGACACCCGAAUGAAUGACGAAACUCUGACGAAGCUCACCGAGCGCUGUCCGAAUCUGAGGAGCCUUGUUUUUGGGGAGUUCUACUAUCAACCAAUGAACUUGACAGGGCAAUGUAUGUCACAUAUCGUAGCACACUGCAAGAAGCUCAAAUGGCUAUCGGUGCUUGUCAGACGCGUACAUGACAGCGACUUGUUUGCCAUUGCAACACAUUCACACGAAUUGAUUGGUCUGGAACUGGGAGACUGCGGUGGGUGCAGCGACAGGGGUGUGUCGUCCCUAUCACGUGGUUGCCCGUACUUGAUGAAGCUGGUUCUCAAAGGCUGCGAUGAUAUCAGAGAGCGGAUGAGAAUAAAAAUAAGAAGACGCUUACAGUACUUGACCACGUUCGAUGUGCAGUGA
This is a messenger RNA of Nematostella vectensis (starlet sea anemone), 1395 nucleotides long. Its product is annotated as F-box/LRR-repeat protein 7. Bases 1 to 1395 code for a protein of 464 amino acids. Gene Ontology annotation, molecular function: protein binding. The record is from RefSeq and is a predicted model, not a curated record. The transcript has a single exon. NCBI's taxonomy places the organism in Eukaryota, Metazoa, Cnidaria, Anthozoa, Actiniaria, Edwardsiidae.